This is a messenger RNA of Orycteropus afer afer, 2874 nucleotides long. RefSeq names its product collagen type XXI alpha 1 chain (gene COL21A1). The transcript has 29 exons. The record is from RefSeq and is a predicted model, not a curated record. Bases 1 to 2874 code for a protein of 957 amino acids. NCBI's taxonomy places the organism in Eukaryota, Metazoa, Chordata, Mammalia, Tubulidentata, Orycteropodidae.
AUGACUCACCACAUUACAUUUCUUUGGACAGUUUUGGUCCUGCUUCUUCAGAAUUCUGUAUUAGCUGAAGAUGGGGAGAUAAGAUCAAGCUGUCGUACUGCUCCUACAGAUUUAGUUUUCAUCUUAGAUGGCUCUUAUAGUGUUGGUCCAGAAAACUUUGAAAUAGUGAAAAAGUGGCUUGUCAAUAUCACAAAAAACUUUGACAUUGGACCAAAGUUUAUUCAGGUUGGAGUGGUCCAGUAUAGUGACUAUCCUGUACUUGAGAUUCCCCUUGGAAGCCAUAACUCAGGAGAGAAUUUGAUCGCAGCAAUGGAAUCCAUACAUUACUUGGGAGGAAACACAAGGACUGGAAAGGCCAUUCAAUUUGCACUUGAUUACCUUUUUGCCAAGUCCUCAAGAUUCCUGACUAAGAUAGCAGUGGUACUGACAGAUGGAAAAUCCCAAGAUGAAGUCAAGGAUGCAGCAGAAGCAGCAAGAGACAGUAUGAUAACCUUAUUUGCCAUUGGUGUUGGUUCAGAAACAGAAGAUGCAGAACUUAGAGCUAUUGCCAACAAACCCUCAUCAACUUACGUGUUUUAUGUGGAAGAUUAUAUUGCAAUAACCAAAAUAAGGGAGGUGAUGAAGCAGAAACUUUGUGAAGAAUCUGUCUGUCCAACACGAAUUCCAGUGGCAGCUCGUGAUGAGAAAGGAUUUGAUAUACUUUUAGGCUUAGGUGUAAAGAAAAAGGUUAAGAAAAGAAUCCAGAUCUCACCAACAAAAAUAAAAGGAUAUGAAGUAACAUCAAAGGUUGAUUUAUCAGAAUUCACAAGCAACGUUUUCCCAGAAGGUCUCCCUCCAUCAUAUGUAUUUGUCUCCACUCAGAGAUUUAAGGUCAAGAAAAUGUGGGAUUUAUGGAGAAUUUUAACCAUUGAUGGAAGGCCACAAAUAGCAGUAACCUUAAAUGGUGUGGAUAAAUCCUUAUUAUUUACAACGACCAGCAUAAUUAAUGACACCCAAGUGGUCAUCUUUGCUGAUCCUAGAGUUAAGACAUUAUUUGAUGAAGGCUGGCAUCAAAUCCGUCUCUUAGUAACAGAACAAGAUGUAACUCUGUAUAUUGAUGAUCAGCAAAUUGAAAACAAGCCCUUACAUCCAGUUAUAGGAAUCUUCAUCAGCGGACAAACCCAAAUUGGAAAAUACUCUGGGAAAGAAGAAACUGUUCAGUUUGAUCUCCAAAAGUUGCGAAUCUACUGUGACCCAGAACAGAACAACCGGGAGACAGCCUGUGAGAUUCCUGGAUUUAAUGGAGAGUGUCUAAAUGGUCCCAGUGAUGUCAGCUCAACUCCAGCUCCAUGUAUAUGUCCACCAGGAAAACCAGGACUACAAGGCCCCAAAGGUGACCCUGGACUGCCUGGGAACCCUGGCUACCCUGGACAACCUGGUCAAGAUGGUAAGCCUGGAUAUCAAGGAGUCCUGGGGUCACCAGGUGUUCCAGGAUCCCCGGGGAUACAAGGAAUUCAAGGACUUCCAGGCUACAAAGGAGAACCUGGGAGAGAUGGUGAAAAGGGUGACCGUGGACUUCCUGGUUUUUCUGGACUCCAUGGAGUGCCAGGAUCAAAGGGUGAAAUGGGCCCCAAAGGAGAUAAAGGAUCACCUGGAUUGUAUGGCAAAAAGGGUGCAAAAGGUGAAAAAGGUAAUGCUGGUUUUCCUGGCCUUCCUGGACAUGCUGGUGAACCAGGAAGACAUGGAAAGGAUGGAUUAAUGGGUAGUCCUGGUCUCAAGGGAGAAGCAGGACCUCCAGGUGCUCCAGGACAGGAUGGAUCACGAGGCGAGCCUGGAGUUCCAGGAUUUCCUGGAAACCAAGGAAUAAUGGGACAAAAGGGAGAAAUUGGACCUCCAGGACCACAAGGAAAAAAAGGAGUUCCGGGAAUGCCUGGUUUGAUGGGACGUGAUGGCUCACUAGGUCAGCCUGGAACACCAGGAUCUAAGGGAAGUAAAGGUGAACCUGGACCUCAAGGAAUGACUGGGCCUUCUGGGCUCAAGGGAGAACCAGGAGCAGUGGGUCCCUCGGGAGAGCCAGGAUACAUGGGUUUACCUGGGAUACAAGGAAAAAAGGGAGACAAAGGAGAACAAGGUGAAAAAGGCAUUCAGGGUCAAAAGGGAGAAAAUGGAAGACAAGGAAUUCCAGGGCAACAGGGAAUUCAAGGCCAUCAUGGUGCAAAAGGAGAGACAGGUGAAAAGGGAGAACCUGGUUUCAGAGGUGCCAUUGGACCAAAAGGAGAAUCUGGGAUGGAUGGCUCAAUGGGGCCUAUGGGUCCCAAAGGACAACAGGGGGAAGCAGGUCCUCAGGGCCCCCCAGGAUUGGAUGGGAAGCCUGGGAGAGAAUUUUCAGAACAGUUUAUUCGACAAGUUUGCAAUGAUGUAUUAAGAGCCCAGCUACCAGUCUUACUUCGGAGUGGAAGAAUUCAAAAUUGUGAUCAUUGUCAGGCCCAUCAUGGUUCUCCAGGUAUUCCUGGGCCACCUGGUCCCAUAGGACCAGAAGGUCCCCGAGGAUUUCCUGGUUUGCCAGGAAGAGAUGGUGUUCCUGGUCUAAUGGGUGCUCCUGGCCACCCAGGUGCAAAAGGUUUGAAAGGUCUACCAGGGAGAAAUGGGGCAAAAGGGAACCAAGGGUUUGGAUACCCUGGAGAACAAGGCCCUCCUGGUCCCCCAGGUCCAGAGGGCCCUCCUGGAAUAAGCAAAGAAGGUCCUCCUGGAGACACAGGUCUUCCUGGCAAAGAUGGAGAGCAUGGAAAACCUGGAAUCCAAGGGCAACCAGGACCCCCUGGCAUCUGUGAUCCAUCACUGUGUUUUAGUGUAAUUGUUGGAAGAGAUCCCUUUAGGAAAGGACCAAAUUAUUAG